UCGGGCCGCGGCCCAGGCCGGGAGGUGGAGCGCGGUUGCCGCCAGCUGGUCCACUGACAACUGCUGCCAGCUGGAAGGCGCACAGGGCGAGAGGUGGCGCGUCCUCAACUUUCCAGUCUUCGAUUCCGCCCGCUUUCCGAGUGAGAAACGCAGGCCUCUCUUCCGUGAAACAGCGUCUUCUCUUCCGCACCUCCUCUGUGCUGUCUCUUUAAGAGGGCUGGCUGCUGGCGGGAUGGACACGCUGGAGGAGGCGACUUGGGCCAAUGGGAGCACAGCGCUACCCCCACCCCUGGCACCAAACAUCAGUGUGCCUCAUCGCUGCCUGCUGCUGCUCUACGAAGACAUUGGCACCUCCAGGGUCCGGUACUGGGACCUCUUGCUGCUCAUCCCCAAUGUGCUUUUCCUCAUCUUCCUGCUCUGGAAGCUUCCAUCUGCUCGGGCGAAGAUCCGCAUCACCUCCAGCCCCAUUUUUAUCACCUUCUACAUCCUGGUGUUUGUGGUGGCACUGGUGGGCAUUGCCCGGGCCGUGGUAUCCAUGACGGUGAGCACCUCGAACGCUGCAACUGUUGCUGAUAAGAUCCUGUGGGAGAUCACUCGCUUCUUCCUGCUGGCCAUCGAGCUGAGUGUGAUCAUCCUGGGCCUGGCCUUUGGCCACCUGGAGAGCAAGUCCAGCAUCAAGCGGGUGCUGGCCAUCACCACAGUGCUGUCCCUGGCCUACUCUGUCACCCAGGGGACCCUGGAGAUCCUGUACCCUGAUGCCCAUCUCUCAGCUGAGGACUUUAAUAUCUAUGGCCAUGGGGGCCGCCAGUUCUGGCUGGUCAGCUCCUGCUUCUUCUUCCUGGUCUACUCUCUGGUGGUCGUCCUUCCCAAGACCCCGCUGAAGGAGCGCAUCUCCCUGCCUUCUCGGAGGAGCUUCUACGUGUAUGCGGGCAUCCUGGCACUGCUCAACCUACUGCAGGGGCUGGGGAGUGUGCUGCUGUGCUUCGACAUCAUCGAGGGGCUCUGCUGUGUAGAUGCCACAACCUUCCUGUACUUCAGCUUCUUCGCUCCGCUCAUCUACGUGGCUUUCCUCCGGGGCUUCUUCGGCUCGGAGCCCAAGAUCCUCUUCUCCUACAAAUGCCAAGUGGACGAGACAGAGGAGCCAGAUGUACACCUACCCCAGCCCUACGCUGUGGCCCGGCGGGAGGGCCUGGAGGCUGCAGGGGCUGCUGGGGCCUCAGCUGCCAGCUACUCGAGCACGCAGUUUGACUCUGCUGGGGGGGUGGCCUACCUGGAUGACAUCGCUUCUAUGCCCUGCCACACUGGCAGCAUCAACAGCACAGACAGCGAGCGCUGGAAGGCCAUCAAUGCCUGAGAGCGGCUGCCAGGGCCUGUGGAGGACAGGCCAGAGAGGAGGCCAGCGGGCCCAGAGUCCCCGGGGGAGGAGGACCAAGUCAAGGGACCUUCUGCGGGCGAUAGCCCUGUGUGGCCCUGUUCCCACCGUGAGUCUGGAGGCCCCAUCUCCCUGGGGCUCCCAAUCCCCUUCACCAUCUCUGCUCUCACUGGGGACCCUCCUCCCCUUCCCACCUGCUCUCAUACUGCUCAGUGACAUGGCUCAGGCUUUCCUUCCAGGGCCAUGCUUGGCAAGGUUGGCUGAGGGCACCCUCCUUCUCUGCACCCUUGGCACGAGGGCAGGGCUGGCUCUCCCAAUGCCUCCAUGCCAUCCCCAUGGUGCUUUGGCCUCCUCAAAGCAUCCACCAUGGUGGAUGGACUGAAGUGUGUAUAUUUUCUUGAUCUAUUUUUUAAUAAAAAGAAAGGAGCAGAA
Molecule: messenger RNA, 1804 nt
Organism: Symphalangus syndactylus (siamang)
Lineage: Eukaryota; Metazoa; Chordata; Mammalia; Primates; Hylobatidae
Gene: TPRA1
Product: transmembrane protein adipocyte associated 1
Biological process (GO): G protein-coupled receptor signaling pathway
Cellular component (GO): plasma membrane
Molecular function (GO): G protein-coupled receptor activity
Source: RefSeq, a predicted model, not a curated record